Pedinophyceae sp. YPF-701 is the source of this 681-nucleotide messenger RNA. The record is from the annotation of a GenBank genome assembly. Lineage: Eukaryota; Viridiplantae; Chlorophyta; Pedinophyceae.
AUGGUGGGAGGUGCCAACCUCUCGGGAGGCACCGCGUCCGGCGCGGGGCAGCCUGCAGCGGGGCUCGAUUCCCUCGUGGCGCAAUUCCGCGCUGCGAGCGUGCAGCUCCGCGAGGAGUGCGACAGCGGAGCCAAGGCGCCGGGCUGCGACGGUGACGCGGCCAAACCCUGUCUGGCCAAGCCCGAGGACGUGGCGAUGCUGAGCGACAUGUGCGGCCCCGACACGCCGCGCGAGUUCGUCGUCGACCUCCUGGAGCAGUGCGGGGGGCGCCUGCAGGACGCGGCCGCGUGGGUGUGCGAGGCCGGCGACCUCGGCGACGAGGUGCGGCGGUGGAAGGAGUUUCGCGCCGAGGCGGACCGCCGGGCUGCGCAGGAGGCCAAGCUCCUGGAGAAGGACCGCAAGCGCGUCGUGGAGCGGUUCGCGCACAAGGAGGUGUCCGCGGGCGGCAGCGAGGGCGCGCCGAAGCGGGGAUCGAGUCGGAAGGGCGCGGGGCUGCAGCCGUGGCAGACGGCGGGCCACGCUGCGGCGCCGGAGGGCGACAGCAAGGUGCGGUACCGGGACGGGCAGGUGGUGUCGCGGAAGGGCGAGAAGUUCAUCGUAGAGAAGGUCACCGACGACUGGGACGGCGGCUCGCGCGGGAAAGUGUUCACCAAGGGCAAGCGCGGGAAGGGGUUCACGUGA